UAUGUCCAUAACUAACAUGCCAAAUAUCAAAGACUUGUCACCAAGUUCACAAUCUUUAUGAUUUUUGAAAUAUUCCGUCCCAGCUAUUAGGUCUCGGCCAGCUGGGCUUUCCCCUCAAUCCGAUCGCGUUGCAGAAGCAGAGUCAGUGCAGCCAGAGAUCUGCGCGCCCGGCGACGUGCCUGCCGACGCAGCCGAGCCGACACGGGAGCGCGCCUUGACGCAGCUGCAGCAUCAGAUCAUUUCCAGGAAGGAUAUAAGGGUCAGAACUGCCGGCCAACCCUUCUAAAUCCUGAACCUGUCUGGUGUCGAUCGCUUGGGUCCGAGGACAGAAUUCCUAACAAAAUCCUUGGAGUGUAACGUUAAGGAUAAAGGCAGGAAGUGUGUGAAGGCAGCAGCAUGUGGAAGUGGAAGUGGAAGAGGAAGAAGAAGGACAAGAGAGUUCCUCUGGAACAGAACAGAGGACGAGAAGCUCAGAGCAGUCAGCUUCAAACACAUGAAGAUGUGACAUCUGAGGACCAGGAUGACUCCAGGAAUGACAGCUAUCAUGUAAAAAUGUGGUUGAAGGACACUUUGAAGAAUUUGGACACCAGUGGGCUGAAGGAAUUCCAGUGGUACCUGAAUAAUGCAGAUCAAUCAAAGGAUGGUUUCAACCCGAUCGAACUGUGUUAUCUGGAGCAUGCGGACAGAUUGGACACAGUAAAUCUGAUGAUGGAGAGGUUCUCCUCAAAGACCAGAGAGGUGGCUGAGACGAUUUUAAAGAAGAUGAAAAGUGAUAAAGGAAAACCUGUUGUCCAGGACGACCCAGUCUCUCCAGCUGGUGCAACAGGUGCGUUAGUUGCAGUUUUAAAAAAGCAGUUAAAGUCUAAGCUGAAGAAGAAGUACGAAUGUGUGUCUGAGGGGAUUGUUAAAGCAGGAAAGAAAAUCCUUCUGGAGCAGUUCUACACGGAGCUCUACAUCACAGAGGGAGGGACCGGAGAGGUCAACAAAGAACAUGAAGUCAGACAGAUACAAGCAGCUUCCAGGAAACCAGUCAGAGCAGAAACAGUCAUCAGACAGGAAGACAUCUUUAAACCCCCACCUGGAAGAGGAGGAUCAAUCAGAACGGUGAUGACGAAGGGAGUGGCCGGCAUCGGGAAAACAGUCCUAACACAGAAGUUCAGCCUGGACUGGGCUGAAGGCAGAACCAACCAGGACAUCCAAUUCCUGCUUCCAUUCACCUUCAGACAGCUGAAUAGGCUGAAAGAGAGAAAGUUCAGCUUGGUGGAACUAGUUCAUGGAUUCUUCUCUGAAACCAAAGGAAUCUGCAGCUUUGAAAAGUUACAGGUCGUGUUCAUCUUUGACGGUCUGGAUGAGAGUCGACUUCCUCUGGACUUCAACAACAAUGAGUUGCUGACUGAUGUUACAGAGUCCACCUCAGUGGACGUGCUGCUGAAAAACCUCAUCAUGGGGAACCUGCUUCCUUCUGCUCGUCUCUGGAUCACCACACAACCCGCAGCAGCCGAUCAGAUCCCUCCUGAGUGUGUUGACAUGGUGACGGAGGUCAGAGGGUUCACUGACCCACAGAAGGAGGAAUACUUCAGGAAGAGGUUCAGAGAUGAGGAACAGACCAGCAGGAUCAUCUCCCACAUCAAGACAUCCCGGAGCCUCCACAUCAUGUGCCACAUCCCAGUCUUCUGCUGGAUCACUGCUUCGGUCCUGGAGAACGUCCUGGAGAACGUCCUGGAAAGCAGAGAGGGAGGGGAGCUGCCCAAGACCCUGACUGAGAUGUACAUCCGAUUCCUGGUGGUCCAGGCCAAACUGAAGAAGGCCAAGUAUGACAGAGGAGCUGAGACGGAUCCACACUGGAGUCCAGAGAGCAGGAAGAUGGUGGAGUCUCUGGGAAAACUGGCUUUUGAGCAGCUGCAGAAAGGAAACCUGAUAUUUUAUGAAUCAGACCUGAGAGAGUGUGGCAUUGAUGUCAGAGAGGCUUCAGUGUACUCAGGAGUGUUCACCCAGAUCUUUAGAGAGGAGAGCAGCCUGUACGAGAACCAGGUCUUCUGCUUCAUCCAUCUGAGUGUUCAGGAGUUUCUGGCUGCUCUUCAUGUCCAUCAGACCUUCAUCACCUCUGGAGUCAACCUGCUGGAGGAGCAGAAGAAAAACUCCUGGUGGUUUAAAAAAAGAGCAGAGACUAAGCUCUAUCAGAGUGCUGUGGACAAGGCCUUACAGAGUCCAAACGGACACCUGGACUUGUUCCUCCGCUUCCUUCUGGGUCUUUCACUGGAGACCAACCAGAACCUCCUACGAGAUCUGUUGGAACCAGAACAAAGAAGUUCACAGAAAAAUCAGGAAACAGUUGAAUACAUCAAGGAGAAGAUCAGUGAGGAACUGUCUGCAGAGAGAAGCAUCAACCUGUUCCACUGUCUGAAUGAACUGAACGAUGGUUCUCUGGUGGAGGAGGUCCAAGAGUCCCUGAGGUCUGGAUGUCUCUACACAGAUUAUCUGUCUCCUGCUCAGUGGUCGGCUCUGGUCUUUAUCUUACUGUCAUCAGAAGAUCUGGAGGAGUUUGACCUGAAGAAGUUCUCAGCUUCAGAGGAGGCUCUACGGAGGCUGCUGCCGGUGGUCAAAGCCUCCAAGAAAGUUCUGUUGAGUGACUGUAACCUCUCAGAGGACAUCUGUCCACUUCUGUCCUCAGUUCUCAGCUCUCAGUCCUCCAGUCUGACAGAACUGGAUCUGAGCAACAACGACCUGCAGGAUUCUGGACUGAAGAAGCUGUGUCCUGGACUGGAGAGUCCACACUGUCACCUGGAGUCUCUCAGGCUGUCAGGCUGUCUGAUCUCAGAGAAAGGAAGUUCUUCUCUGGUCUCAGCUCUGACCUCCAACCCCUCCCACCUGAGAGAGCUGGACCUGAGCUACAACCAUCCAGGAGAGUCAGCAGGGAAGCUUCUGUCUAGACUGGAGGAUCCCCGCUGGAGACUGGACACUCUCAGGGUGGAGCCUGCUGGACAACGAUGGCUGACACCAGGAGGUCCGAGGAAGUAUUCCUGUCAACUCACCGUCGACACAAACACAGUCCCCAACUACAUCCAACUGUCUGAUGACAACAGGGAGAUGAUGUAUGUGAAGGAGGAGGAUCAGUCAUAUCAUGAUCAUCCACACAGGUUUGAUUCCUAUCCUCACCUGCUGUGUAGAGAAGUUCUGACGGGUCGCUGUUACUGGGAGGUCCAGUGGAGCGGAGCAGUUUCUGUAUCAGUGAGUUACAGAAGAAUCAGCAGGAAAGGAUUCUCUGAUGACUGUGCGUUUGGAAAUGAUCAUUCCUGGAGUCUGAACUGUUAUCGAGGUGAUUGGUACGAGGUCUGUCACAAUAACAGAGAAACAUUCAGCUACUCAUUUCAAGGUCCAGACUCUGGCAGAUUCUUCAUCCCCUCAUCUUCAUCUUCAGACUCUAACAGAGCAGCAGUGUACGUGGACGUUCCUGCUGGAACUCUGUCCUUCUAUGAAGUCGUCUCUGACAGACUGAUCCACAUCCACACCUUCAACACCACCUUCACUGAACCUCUCUAUGCUGGAUUUGGACUCAGGUCCUGGUCCAGGUCCUGGUUUUCUUGCUUUUUCGAACUCUUGUUUAGCUUUAUGUGCAGGUCUGAGCCCAGGUCUGAGUCCAGGUCUGAUUCCUCAGUGUCUCUGUGUCCAGUUUAAUCUCCAGAGUUUCCUGUCAGAGAAACUGUCUCUGUUGAAUCCUGGACUUGGACUCUGGUUCUGGUUCCUCAGUGUCUCCAUGAUGAUGAUGAUGAUGAUGAUGAAGAUGAUGAUGAUGAUGAUGAUGAUGAUGAUGAUGAUGAUGAUGAUGAUGAUGAUGAUGAACAUGAUCACCAUUUAUCUUUAGUUUUUUGGUGUAUUGUAUUUUUAUUUGAUAUUUUUCCACAUUUAAACAUUAAAUCAUUAACUGGAUUGUUGAUGUUUGAUCAUAAAUUAGAUUCUUAUCUCAUUAUUCUUGUUUUAUUCUGAUUCUGUCUCUAAAUGUUUUCAUGUUUGACUUCACGUUGAGAUUCUUAAAGUCUUGUUUCUUCCCUGAAAGAAAGUUUGAGCUUCAAAUCUAAACAUUUCCGUUUUACAAUUAACUUUUCCAGUUUGUAUAAUAUUUGAUUGAUUUAUCUGAUUGUUUUAAUUUGAUUCCUUCAAUUUUCAAAGUUGUUGAUGUAAAAAAGAAGCGAGAAGAUAGAAAUAUUCAUGUAACAUCCAACAUGUAAAAACAUCAGCAACAUGUGUAAAAGUAUUCAAGUACUUUUGAA
Molecule: messenger RNA, 4268 nt
Organism: Cololabis saira (Pacific saury)
Lineage: Eukaryota; Metazoa; Chordata; Actinopteri; Beloniformes; Belonidae
Product: NACHT, LRR and PYD domains-containing protein 3-like
Exons: 11
Coding region: 397-3675 (1092 amino acids)
Molecular function (GO): protein binding
Source: RefSeq, a predicted model, not a curated record